Molecule: messenger RNA, 577 nt
Organism: Neurospora tetraspora
Lineage: Eukaryota; Fungi; Ascomycota; Sordariomycetes; Sordariales; Sordariaceae
Exons: 2
Coding region: 121-462 (113 amino acids)
Source: RefSeq, a predicted model, not a curated record
ACAGGAAGGCAGCAGCAGUGUAAUGCCCACGGGCAUGAUGCACCUGUCAACCUUGACCGUUCAUUCCUACAGAUAGGAAGCGAGCAGUUCAAUAUAUUUCCAGCAGAUCGUCAACACAAGAUGAACCUGUACGAAUGUGCCCUGACCGACUGCCGGUCGGGGCUGAUACCCAAGUCAAAAGGAGCCCGGUUGCCGGCCGGAACGGUUUACAAUACCACCGGUAUUGAGCGGCAUACGGUAUUACCGCUUACGGCCCUGUCUAAGAAAUUCGGCGACGAGGGAUCCCCUCGGGCUGGAAGGAGCCGCCAAUCAGGCCCAAAUCGCCGAAGACGUAGUCUGACGGGCCGGGAAUGCUUGUUCGCCGUCCGGAACUCACGAGGGUGGAUCACAGCGUGUCGGCCCAGUCAUCCAGCUCCGCGUCAGGAUCAUCCCGUUCUUCGGCGAGGACGGCGACACCUGUGAACGUUACAAGUUAAAGUAAGGCCCGUACAUGUAACUAGUAUGUAGACAGCGGGAAUGCGUGUAGGUAUAUAUAUCUUUUGAAUAGGACCAUCUAUGUCCAUGAGUUUCUUCCUCA